Messenger RNA from Saprolegnia parasitica CBS 223.65, 4620 nucleotides. RefSeq lists its product as hypothetical. NCBI's taxonomy places the organism in Eukaryota, Oomycota, Saprolegniomycetes, Saprolegniales, Saprolegniaceae. Gene Ontology annotation, cellular component: intermediate filament cytoskeleton; mitochondrion; centrosome. The record is from RefSeq and is a predicted model, not a curated record. The transcript is spliced from 2 exons. Gene Ontology annotation, molecular function: protein binding. Bases 54 to 4568 code for a protein of 1504 amino acids. Gene Ontology annotation, biological process: cilium assembly.
GCGGCCGGAGGGAACAACUCAAGGCUCUGCGAGGAAGAUCGAAGCACGACUGGAUGCUUGGUCGACUCUUUACCAAGAAGGACGAGGCCGCCAAGUCCUCGCGCCCUCCCAAUGCCACUGGCGGGGGCCGCCCGGCGGCUAGCGACGCAGCACCCGGUGGUGGUGGCGGCUUCUUCAACCUGCCGCCGACCGCGGCCAAAAGCGCUGGCUUUUCGAACCCCAACAACCCUGCCUCGUACAGCACGUCACCUUCGAUGGGCCAGUCGAAGCCAUCGUAUGGCGCCACGCCGCCGCCGGCGCAGCCGCAGCAGCCGCAAGGGUACGCUCCGGCGCUCUUGUCGUACCAGCGAAACCCAUCGGCCACGUCACCGUCGCCCGCACCGCCAUCGCUCUUUGGUGGCAUGCACAUGAAGCAGCCUGACGUGUCUGCAGCACCUGUUGAUGCACCAAAGCCAGCAAGCUUGUUCAACGGCCUCGACUUGGGCGGAUCGGCGGCCCCGGUCCAAGCGCCAUUGAGUCUCGCCCAACUCAACUUGUCGUCGUCUCCCGCCCCUGCCGCUGUCGAGCCACCCGUUCAGAAGCAGCGUGCGCCGCGCCCAGGAACCUUCAACUACCUCAACGUCGCUCCGACCGACGUCUCGUCGACACCCGCUGCGUCGAUGCCGAUACCAGCACCCGCGCCGAUCAAGAAGAAGAAGAAGCCAACGUUCCGUCCUGGCUUUGACCGGCAGGGCUCGGAGGACACAGGCUCGCAGCGCGGAGAGGACGACGACGACGGACGCUCGCGAGGCUCGGUGCUGAGCGGCCUCACCGUGAACCCCGUCAUGCCCGAAGUCCCCGGGCGACUCCACCGCGCAUCCACCGGCCGCACCGGCACGACGCCGACGCGGACGACCGCGCGUUCAUCGAGCUCGGCCACCGACAGUCUCAGCGGCCUCCUGGACCAGCUCACGAUCGUCAACGUCGGGCCCGGUGCUGCCGGGUACGCCAUGCCUCUGCCGGUCCACACAUCCAUGCCAACAACGACACCGCCGGCGACAACCCAUUCGUCGACGACGACAGCAGCAGCAGCAGUACCCACAACCGCAACGUCAGUAGCGCCCGUGCACCGCAAGAGUGCGCCGAGUCCGCGCCCGAGCCUCGUCGUGUCGCCGGCAGCGCCGAAGCCGAUCUCGUCGCGCCAGCCGCCCGCCGUCGCGCCCGUGACACCGGAAGGUCGUCUCGUCCAGCUCAUCCGCGACUACGACGCGACGUCCAAGAGUUUUCGAGAUGCGAUCGUGCAGCUCUCUCAGGAAGACGCGCGUCUCGUCGAGAAAAAGGCCAUGUUGUCGCGCCAGCUCGCCCAAUAUGCGCUCGACUUGCAGUCGGUCGAAGCGCAGCAGCUCCAGGCGGCCGAAGACGAGGACUUUGAACGUGCGGACGCACUGAAUACAACGAUCGGCAGCGUGCGUCACUGCAUCAUGCUCUCGCAGAGCGACUUGCGCAAGGCCGAGACGGACCUCGCGGCGAUCACCAAGCAGCGCGAGAAGCUCAUGGUGCACCACGUGCGCACCACGAAAGGCGUGCUGCAAGGCAUCCAAAAGUGCGAAGACGAGCGUGUGGCCGCGUACACGGAGCUCUCGGCCGCCGCCAAGGCGUACAAGGCGACCGAGCGCCGCCGGUUCGCGUUCGAACAGCAGCGCAUCGCAACGGAAUUGCACCACGUGACGGUCAACAUGGGCCACCUCGAGGGCGAGAAGCACGAGAUCGAGUCGUCGAUUGCGUCCCAGUGCACGGCCGAGACCGAGGCGCAGACGCGCCUUUUGGCGGAAAAAGCCAGCGUCGAAGCCGAGAUUGCCGAGCUCGAAGCCAAGCUCGCGGCGGCGCGUGCGCACGUGACCGAGAUUGACGCGGGCCUCGCGGCCGCCGACGCAGGCAUCCAAGCCGUCCGGCACAAGUUUGCGCGCCAGCUCAAGCGACUCGUCGAGCGCGAGAAGGGCAUCCUCAAGACGAAGAAGGAGAUCGAGGCGGAUGACUUGGCGCUCGGGCGGCAGCAAGAAGCGUUUGCGGCCAAGAAGGCGAGCUACAGCGCCGAGAUGAGCCAGCUCGCCAAGGACGUGCUCGGUGUUCAGAAAGAAGUCCGCAUCGCGAAUAUCAUGGUGCGACUCACCGACGAGCAGAACGCGCGCCGGGACGCCCGCGACAACCGCGUCAAGAAGCAAGAGACGCAGCUGCACGCUUUGCGCGAGGCGGCGCAAGCGGCCGAGCAGCAGUUCAAGCUCCUCGGUCAUCAGCUCGACGAUCUCAAGAAGAAGCUACAGACGAACCGAACGGUCAUCAUGACGGCCGGCACGACAUUGCCGCAGCUCGAAACGGAGAAGAAGGCGGCGGCCGCCGAGCGCAACUUUAAGGAGGCGGCGAGGCUCUCGAAAGACAUCAAGCAGCUCGAGAAGGACCGCGCGACGGCCGAGGAGCAAAUUGACGUGCUCGGGAUGGAGAUCAAGGACAUUGAAGACCGGAUUCAGGUGCGCGAAGACGAGUUCCACGCCAAGCAAGACGAGCUGCGCGACGUGGAGAAGAAUUUGGACCUCGAGUGGCUCGACGUGCUGUACCAAGUGCACGUCGACCUCCGGAGUGCGCUCCGGCAGCUCGCCAAGUACGACGGCGAGAAGUGGUCGACGAACGACGGCGACAGCGUCGACUUUCGCGGCGUUGCGCUCACGCUGGUGCAAAUGGAGUUUACGGCCGUCGUCCAGGAGAUCGAAUGCCUCGAAGACAAGUACAAUUUGGAGCCGCACGUGGCCGAGCUGCCGCCCGAGGUGCCCGAGAAGGAGCUCACGUUGCUCUCGGAGCCCAUGGACGACGAGAGCGUCAAGGACGACGACGACGACGCCGAGUCGCUGACGGCGGAUGCGACUUUGUCCGAGUCGCCCAACGCCGCGCUGCCGUUGGCGCGGUCGGUCUCGGCCGCGACCGUCGGCGACCUCACGACGAGCAAAGCGAUCAAGGACAAGAUUGCGUCGAUCGAGGCGCAGAUCGAUGAGGCGACCGAGAACGAAGACUAUGAGCUCGCGGCGCGCCUCGACGACGAGCUCGAAGAGUGGAACGCGCGUCUGCACUUGGUCGAGGAGAAGGAAGGCGAGCUCAAGGAGAAACUCAACGCCAACGACAUGCACAAGCAGGUCGAAGCGCUGCAGCACAAGAUUGAGCAGCUGGCCGAGCAGAUUGAAAACGCGACGGCCGAAGAAGAGUACGAGCUCGCGGCGGCGCUCGAUGAGGAGCUCGUGGCUGCGCAGACGCAGAAGACGGACCUCCAACUCACGCUCGCCAACCUCCCGGACGACGAGGACAUGCUGCCGCGCCGUCUCUCGGUGCAGAGCUCGCACUUGGUCGAAGACAACUCGGACGACGAAGACUCAGACAACGACGCCGACGAUGCCGAGACGCAGAACGCGCCUGCUCCGUCCCCGGUGCACGAAGCCAAGCCGACGCCCGUGGCCGCCCCGGUCGCCAUCGACGAACCGGUUGCCAUCCAAAAGGAGGAAGAGCCCGCGGCCCCGACGUCUCUCUUUGGAGGCCUCUCUGUGGCCUCGAAUACGGAGCCAGCAAUGAGUGCUCCGUCGCUAUUCGGUGGUCUCUCGUUGGCGCCGGCGACGACGGAACCGGCGCCCGUCAGCUUGUUUGGCGGUCUCUCAAUUGCCCCGACGUCGACGACGACCGAGCCGGCAGGUGCGCCCGUGAGCUUGUUUGGUGGGCUCAACUUGGCGUCGGCCGAUGCGCCGGUGGUCACGGGCGGCUCGCUCUUUGGCGGUCUCGUGGUCAAUGAAGCUUCGGCGGAUGCUGCGACAGAGACCAAGGUCGAAGAGGAGAGUGUGCCGGUAGACGAAGCGCUUUUGGGUGGCGACUAUGUCAUGCCGUCGGACGCGCCGUCGGCCAGCGAGGAUGUCGACGACGACGAUGAAGAGGAAGACGAAGAGGACGAUGAAGAGGACGACGAUGACAAUGCUGAUGACCAAGAUGAUCACGAUGCGCACGCAGAUGAAGAAGAGGAGAAUGCGUACAUGGCCCAAGAAGACACGCCCAUGUCGGCGGUCGAUGAGAUCGACAUGGAGCAAGCGUCAGUGCCGGUCGUCGAGCAACUCGACGUGGCGGCGACGCUCGUUGUGCACGACGAUGUGUUUGCUGACGCGAUGAGUGAGCCGGCGGCAGAGACACCGAUGGUCGAGGCGCUGGCUGUGGAAACGGAGGCGGACGAUGUCGCGUUUGAAGACGCCAAGACCCACGCCGACGACAUUAUUGUCGUUGCUACCAAAGACGUCGACGUCGACGAAGCAAGCGUCAUUCGUGAUGACGAAGACCGCGUCACUCGUGACGAAGACGACGUGGUUGCAGCUGUCGAGCCGAUUGCGGCCCCGUCGCUUUUUGGGGGCCUCGCCCUCUCCAGUGAGGCGCCGGCGUCGCUCUUUGGCUCGCUAACAGUGGCGUCGCCAGAGCCGACGUCGCUCUUCGGCGGUCUCUCGGCGCCCAGCGAUGCCCCGCUUUUCGGUGGUCUUGAAGUGGCCAAGCCCAUCGCCAAGGACGACGAAUAAGCAAGGUGCUACUGUGCGAAUGUAAUAAAGUCAAUGCGUGUGAGGAUGAUCA